Molecule: messenger RNA, 585 nt
Organism: Hevea brasiliensis (rubber tree)
Lineage: Eukaryota; Viridiplantae; Streptophyta; Magnoliopsida; Malpighiales; Euphorbiaceae
Exons: 1
Coding region: 1-585 (194 amino acids)
Source: RefSeq, a predicted model, not a curated record
AUGCCGCCUUUCAUAUUCAACUUGAUGCAAUUCUUCAGCUCCAAUAUUGGCAAGAACUACACCUUCCUUCUUUGCAAUGGGAUUCUAGUUUUCAUUGUGAAGAAUUCAGGUCUACUGGGCACUUCUCAUCAAGAGAUUAAUCUCAUAAAGAAUGGAGAAAGUCCACAGAAAGAACUUGAAACAGUUUCUGCAGAAAAACAAGAACAAGAAAUAGCAGAUAAGUGUUUGGUUAUGGUAAAAGGAGCAGCCUUAAUCACACAAGAUGUAGUAAAUGAAGAGGUGAAUGAGAUCACAAUGGUUGAUGAAGAGCAUGAAGAUGAUGAAGAAGCACAAGAUCUAGUAAGUGAAGAGGUGAAUGAGAUCACAAUGGUUGAUGAAGAGCAUGAAGAUGAUGAAGAAGCACAAGAUGUAGUAAGUGAAGAGGUGAAUGAGAUCAUAAUGGUUGAUGAAGAGCAUGAAGAUGAUGAAGAAGAAAUUGGAUUGCUGAAUGUUGAUGAGUUGAACAAGAAAUGUGAUGAUUUUAUAAGGAAGAUGAAAGAAGAAAUCAAAUUUGAAGCUCAACAACUCACCCUUGUUCACCAUUAA